AUGACGUGGAGCGAGGUGGAGUUCGUUCCAGCGCUUCACGGCCCGGUGUGCGAGGCAAGCAUGGCCGUCGUCGGCGGCAAGCUGUACUUCUCCAACCCCACGUCCCGCAAGAGCAGGGGCCUCCUCGGCAUCAGAAGGAGCGAGGACGGGGGGCGGACCUGGAGCGGGGCCUUCGUGCUUCAGCACGAGCGGAGCGGAGGCUACAGCAGCAUCGUCGCGGGCCCCCUGGGCGGAGGAGCGCUCGGAGGCAUUCUCUAUGAAGCUGCAGCUGAAGGAAGUAUUGACUUCAUCACCUUCCCCUUGAGUCUAGAAGGGCCUGACCAUUCUGAGGACAGCGCGCAGCCGCCGGACUACUUCAGGGUUGCGCGGAGCGCCAUGCUCUUCCUGUAUGGGAGGGGAGGGUUCGUGGCGGUCUCGAGCCUCCGCGCCCUCCGGCGGUCCUGCGCGGAGGCCCGGGAGGCGCACCGCAUGGGCGAGCUCCCGGAGCUCGCCGUGGAGCUCUUCGCCAGCGGCGGCGGGCUGCCCACGGAGUUCGUGCGCGCGCCCGCCCGAGCCUUCUCG
Prorocentrum cordatum is the source of this 561-nucleotide messenger RNA. The record is from the annotation of a GenBank genome assembly. Lineage: Eukaryota; Dinophyceae; Prorocentrales; Prorocentraceae.